AUGGCGAGCAACUUCGAAAUCUCCUCUCCUCGCUCUCAAGGUAGUCUUGUUACAGUUCUAAGCAUAGACGGAGGAGGGGUAAGAGGAAUUAUUCCAGGAAUCAUUCUUGCCUUUCUUGAAUCCAAGCUACAAGAGCUUGAUGGAGAAGAAGCAAGGCUUGCAGACUAUUUUGAUGUGAUUGCUGGAACAAGCACCGGUGGUUUAGUGACCACAAUGCUAACUGCUCCUAAUAAGAGCAAUCGGCCAAUGUAUUCAGCCAAAGAUAUCAAAGAUUUCUUUUUAAAGCAAUCGCCUAAGAUCUUUCCUCAAAAUGGGAGCAUUUUCAGUGCAAUUUCUGGGCCUAAAUAUGAUGGAAAGUACCUACACUCUCUGGUUAAAGAUAUUCUUGGAGAUACAAAGCUUCAUCAAACUCUAACCAAUGUAGUUAUCCCAACUUUUGAUAUUAAGCUCCUUCAACCCACAAUCUUCUCCUCAUUUGAGACUUUGCUUGCCAUGAAUAUUGUGAGCAAGAACAUUUUCCUGGAAAGCCAAGAUUACUUUCCUAUAAAUCCAGUGGAAUACAGCAAGUUUCUUGUACUUUCUGUUGGUACUGGAUCAGCCAAGGCAGAAGAGAACUACAAUGCAAAAGAUGCAGCUAAGUGGGGAGUGCUUCGAUGGCUUUAUAACAAUGGUGACACGCCAAUCAUCGACAUAUAUUCACAAGCAAGCGCAGACAUGGUUGAUAUCAUGACUUGCAUUCUCUUCAAAACUCUACAUUCAGAGAAAAAUUAUCUUCGCAUUCAGGAUGACACAUUGAUGGGGAGCACAUCAUCAGUGGACAUCUCAACGACAGAGAACUUAGAAGAGUUGGUGAAGAUUGGAGAGAAUUUGAUUAAGAAGAAUGUGUCGAGGGUGAAUAUAGAGACUGGGAUAUAUGAGCCUGUCAAAGGUGGAGGAACUAAUGAAGAAGCCUUGAUUCACUUUGCACACUUACUUUCAAUGGAAAGGAAGAGAAGAAUUAAUGGUACAAAAAUGGCAGCCGCUGCUUAA
Molecule: messenger RNA, 1029 nt
Organism: Dendrobium catenatum
Lineage: Eukaryota; Viridiplantae; Streptophyta; Magnoliopsida; Asparagales; Orchidaceae
Product: patatin-like protein 2
Exons: 5
Coding region: 1-1029 (342 amino acids)
Biological process (GO): lipid metabolic process
Molecular function (GO): glycerophospholipase activity; monoacylglycerol lipase activity
Source: RefSeq, a predicted model, not a curated record